AUAACCAAAUCCGAAAAAUAAUCUCACUCUUUUAAGUCCUCAAGAACCCUAGAAGUUCAAAGUUUCACUCGCAAUGGAAUCUCACGCCUCUUCCUCUUCAGCCUCCUCCACCACCACAUACUUGUCCCAAACCAAACAACCAAAAAAGGGUUCAAUUUCAACCUCAAAGCAGCUUCCCAAUCACCAGUCAGCACUCCACUCGGCUCGAAAAUCUUCGUCGAAGCCAUGGAAGAAACCUGCUGUUGCACCACUUCCACCAACCCCACCAAGAAUCUACAAAGUUGACCCCAUUAACUUCAGGGAGCUUGUCCAGAGCCUAACCAGCGAGCCAGAGUUUAUGGAGACUCGGUCUCUCCAGAGCGUAGCUCCUCCACCGAUCGAUAUCCGUGUGUCUUCUGUACCAAACCAUGCCCCUUCUUCUUCACCAAAAAUUAGCUCACCAUUUUCGGUUAUGUACAAGGAAUUGUCGGAUACAUUGGAGCUGAGUCCGAUGCCUCGCCAACAGAAGGUGCAUGAUAGCACGGUGGACUCGAGUUACCUGAGACUGAAUUUGCAGUCCCCGUCUUCCCAUCAUUGGUUUUCUUUCCCUAUGCACAGCCCAGGGACUUUGUCCAGUAUCGAACGACCCGAAGUUCUUUAGGACUACUUCAAUCACAAAUGCUAUAUUUAUGUGAGCCCAAUUUCUUAAAAUUGUGGUUUUUUUUUUUUUUUUUUUUUUAUAACUUAUAAAUCCUAAUUUUGUUUUAAAUUUUAGCAUUCUAGUUUAUUAAGAACACAUCUAUAGGUUGUAUGUAAUAAUGUAAGCAGCAAUGCAUAGAAUCAUGUACACAAGUUUGACUGCAAUGCUAGCUAGCUAGCUAGUUCAGAAGUCUUUUAAUGUGAACGUGUAGUUAUGAAUCAA
Messenger RNA from Pyrus x bretschneideri (Chinese white pear), 901 nucleotides. RefSeq lists its product as uncharacterized. Bases 74 to 640 code for a protein of 188 amino acids. Lineage: Eukaryota; Viridiplantae; Streptophyta; Magnoliopsida; Rosales; Rosaceae. The transcript has a single exon. The record is from RefSeq and is a predicted model, not a curated record.